Molecule: messenger RNA, 1280 nt
Organism: Pungitius pungitius (ninespine stickleback)
Lineage: Eukaryota; Metazoa; Chordata; Actinopteri; Perciformes; Gasterosteidae
Gene: dcps
Product: decapping enzyme, scavenger
Exons: 6
Coding region: 46-1041 (331 amino acids)
Biological process (GO): deadenylation-dependent decapping of nuclear-transcribed mRNA
Cellular component (GO): nucleus; P-body
Molecular function (GO): RNA 7-methylguanosine cap binding; hydrolase activity
Source: RefSeq, a predicted model, not a curated record
CCCGUACAUAGACGAUCUUUGGCCACAAAGGCAACAACACAAAACAUGGCUGACACCGAAAGUAAACGUGAAAUCCACGCUGUCGGAACAGAAGAAUCACCUCAGAAGGCCAAGAGAGCGAAAGCCGACAAUGAGAAUGGUGGCGAAGAAAUUGGAAAUGAUCCUGAAUCUGAAAAUAUUCUGUCCGAGUUUAAAACGUCCUCCGUCUUGAGCGAUUCUGCCCGCGAGAAAAACAUCUUCAUCCACGGAAAGCUGGCCGAUCGGGAGGCCGUGGUCAUCCUGGAGAAGACUCCCAUCAGAGAGGACAGCCUGGCUGAGCUCUUCGUGGGCUCCAAGCUCUCGCUACAGAUGAGGAACGACAUCUACAGCACAUAUCGGUUGCAGGCUCCCCCGCAACUCAACGAGAUCAAGGCCACAGUCGUGUGUCCGGCCACAGAGAAGCAUGUCAAGAAAUACCAGCGACAGGAGAGUUUCCUGGUGGAGGAGACGGGGGAGGACUAUCAGUCCAUCACUCUGCCCUACAUCCAGAAGCAGAGCUUCAGCGUGCAGUGGGUCCACAACAUCUUGGAGAAAAAGGCAGAAGCUGAGAAGAUUGUCUAUGAAGAUCCAGAACCUGAAGUUGGGUUUGUCCUCCUCCCAGAUUUUAAAUGGGAUCAGAAACAGGUCGAUGAUUUAUACCUGAUCGCCAUAGCUCGCCAGAGAGACAUCAGGAGUCUCCGAGACCUGACAGCUGAGCAUCUACCGCUGCUGCAGAACAUCUUUCAGAGAGGAAAGGAGGCCAUCCUGCAGCGCUACAAGCUUCCCGCCAGUAAGCUGAGAGUCUACCUGCACUACCAGCCGUCCUACUACCACCUGCACGUGCACUUCACUAAGCUGGGCUACGAUGCGCCGGGCUGCGGCGUGGAGCGGGCCCACCUCCUCGCAGACGUCAUCCAGAACCUCCAGUCCGACUCCCGGUACUACACCAGCCGGACGCUGUACUUCCCCCUGAGGGCAGACGACGGACUGCUCGGCAGGUUUAGGGAGGCGGGCAGGCUGUGACGUACCCAAAUGCCCCUUUUACAGCCCCAAGUCGAUCCCCAGCCAAACUGGGUGGUUCAUGGAGAAGCCUCUUUUUAACGCGGGAUACACCUAGGAUACAUGACGCUUUCAACAAUUACUAUUUUUGCAAUAAUCUGCAUAUUUUUGCUGUUAUGAGUCAAACCCAUUUGUCUGCCUCUGUUUUAAAUGUUUUUCAUGUCUACAUGUUGCUGACUGAAUUAAAGAGUCUUUUUUUUAUA